Brassica napus (rape) is the source of this 10404-nucleotide messenger RNA. RefSeq lists its product as uncharacterized. Bases 1931 to 2857 code for a protein of 308 amino acids. The transcript has 4 exons. NCBI's taxonomy places the organism in Eukaryota, Viridiplantae, Streptophyta, Magnoliopsida, Brassicales, Brassicaceae. Gene Ontology annotation, molecular function: histone acetyltransferase activity; chromatin DNA binding; transcription coactivator activity. The record is from RefSeq and is a predicted model, not a curated record. Gene Ontology annotation, biological process: positive regulation of transcription by RNA polymerase II. Gene Ontology annotation, cellular component: transcription regulator complex; histone acetyltransferase complex.
UAAAAUUGUUCACAUUUCACUCAUUAAUGCAUGUUAUCUUAGCUAUUUCACAUUUUCUAUCAAUCAAAUUAUAAUGUUUUCAUUUAAAAUUUUAUUAAUUUCCAUUAAUAAUAUGCUGAGGAGAGUUGUAUUAACAUUUCUCAAGAUCCUUAUACUUUUUUUUUAUUUUUUUUUUAAGAUCCUUAUACUUUAAGGAAGAGAUAAGUUCAGUAUGCAGAUUUUCACCUUCAUGAGAUCAGUUCUAUAAACAAAGAUGAGAUCUCCUAAUACCAUGUUAUUUAAUAUGCAGAAUUUAAACACAAGAAAAUCACACACGAAUAAAAAGAAGAUAAUGGUAAGUGGUGAAAAGUUCUACUUUAUUAUUUACAAAAAAAAAACAGUUCUACUUUACUGAAAAGAUUAAAUUUUAUAUAUUAAGUAAUUUAAUUUGCUGGCCAGAAGAUAAGGUAAGUAAAUAUAAUGGGUAAAAUUUUGUUGACCAGAAAAUACUAAACCCAAAUUGAGCGAUUAGAAAAUAGCCGAAAUUAAAUAGAUAAAAACAAGUGAAUUUUACGAAUAAUAAAUACAUUAAUGACAGGAAAAUCCUCAAUGAAUAUUAUUACAAAUCAGUUGCCAUAUUUUAAUAAGCAAUAGUCAUUACAUUGCCUUUUACAUUAAGAAAUUGCCGGAAGCCUAAUAACAACAACAUAGACCAACCAAGUCAGAGCAGAGACUUUCUCUUUCAACUUCUUUAUUUGUCUUCUCCACUUGCGCGCGAGCCAAGCAGAGUAAACAAUUUGAAACUGAUUAAGGUUCGUAUUUCUCAAAAAAAAAAAACCGAUUAAGGUUCGUCUCCACCUUCUUUCUCGAUUUAGGGUGUUGUCGGAGAAUGGAUGCCAUAUCUAAUUAAUGUAUCAUGAUCGCCCCUUGUAGCUUCAAAUAUUAGGGUUUCGAAAUUAGAUUUUGGGGACGAUGUUUUAAUGUUGCAUCAAUUUUGGGAUUGUUUUGUUUUAUUGAUAGACUGCCAGUAACACGCACAUAGUUUAGUUAUAUAUAAUAAAACUUCGUUUCUUCUAUCCAUGGGACCAACUUUGGAUCUUAUCGAUUAUGGAUUGUGUUUGAUUGCAUUGAUUUGGCUAUGAUAUCAUAUUUUAAAUGAAAUUCCAACCCAAAACUAAUUGUUAGUAAUCAAUUGAUUGAUUUAUAUCAUUUAUAUAUUAUUUAAAAUCCAUUUUAACCUUCCUUUGGUUUGCGGUUCAUUUUUUCUUUUGUUUUAGCAUCUUUCAUAUGUAGAUAUAUAUAUAUAGGGGUAUUUAUAAAAUCGGUUUUUAGUUUGUUUUUCAGUUUUUGAUAAGAAAACUUAAUCCAUCAGAAAAAAAUCCAAUCAAGUUUGGUUCCAGUUUAGCUCUUGGAUUUCGAAGUAUCAUCUAACCUGGGUUGUUCAGCUUGUAAUUUUGAUAAUUUCAUAUAUUCUGAUAAAUAUAUUCAAAUAAUUCAAGUUUUUGGUAAUUUUUUUUUAUUGAUUAUUUCAAAACUAAAUUUAACUAAUCUUCUUAGAUAUAUAAAUUAUAUUUUGGAUAUUCAAAUAUGAAUUUUCAGUUCUAUCAUUUUUUCGUAUACAAGAUAAUUUGAACCAUAUAAAUAUUUGUGAACAUUGGUUCAGUUUUUGGUAAAACACCAAUGCCUAGUUACAUGAAUAAGCUUGUAGCUUUGUGAAACCGAGUGUGAUUUUGCUUGAUUCCUUUCAGCUGGGUUCUGUAUCCUUGUUGAUCUUUUUUCACAGUCCAGUCUAACUUGUGAAACAAGCUAAACCAUUAUAAGAUGAUUAUACAAGAUACCAUCUCUUUUUUUUCUAUUAAUGUUUCUUCUGAGAGUUCAAGCACAUCCUGACAUGUCAAUGUUCCUUUGAUUGAAAAAAUGUGCAGAAUCAAUUGUUUAUAGUUCAGUCUCGAUGCCUGAAUUUAACAAAGGUGUGAUGCGUCCAAAUCUUAACACCGUGCCUAAUCAGCAGUUGAGCAUACAGCCAGAUGCUAACAUUAACAAAGAGUGUCUUGGAUCCAAAAGAUCUAAUUAUCAUCUCGGAGUACCAGAUGAUGAUGAGGAUGAGGAUGUGGUGUUCCUUAGAGAAACAUUACCGUCAGAGAGUGGUCAUCAUUGUCCAUCAAAGCGACAGAGAGUCGAAGCACAUCCUCCUCCUGAUCAGGAUGAUGAGACACUAGGAUCUGGAAUGGAUGUUGUUGAGCCGAUGGAAACUGAUAAACACACCAAACGCGAGGGCGAGGCUAAUAAUGCUGACACAACAAUGCCUCUGGAAAAGCCUAAGAAGAGAGAUGUCUCACUGGUGGAACGUUUCACAGAAGAAGAAAUAGAAAUGCAUUUAAAGAGUCUCCACGAGGGACGUGUUGAGCUCAAGGAUAUUGAAACAUGUCAACUGUGUGGCGAAAGCCAACUCUUGUUUCCAGCACCACCACUCUACUGCUCGCUUUGCAACUGCCGCAUCCAAGAUGAAUCUCUAUAUUACAUCCCAGAGGAAACAAUAAGCGGUGCGCAACAUCAAAUCUGUAGUCCAUGUUACGAUCAUUGUAGACGCCAAAAGUUCACGUUAUCUGGAGUUGAUAUCGUAAAAGCCAAUAUGCUUAAAUUAAAUAACGCUAACAAUCAAGAAACAGAAGCUGUAAGCUUCAUCUCUCUCUCUCUCUCUAUAUAUAUAUAUAUAUAUAUAUUUCUUCAGUACAUUUACAUAGCUACUUUGUUUUGUUUGAGCAGUGGGUUGCUUGCGAAUCUUGCGGGAAAUGGCAGCAUCAGAUAUGUGGUCUUUACAAUCCAGAAAAAGACACUGACAAAACCUCGGACUACAUUUGUCCCUACUGCUUGUUAGAGGAGAGUAGGAGUAACAACAACGUGGGAGUUCAUGACAAUACGGAUUUGGAGGCGAAAGAUUUGCCUGAAACCAUCCUAAGCCACUUUAUAGAGAGAAGGCUAACGAGGCGGCUCAAAGAAGAAAGACGCCAAACCGCAGAGGCUACUGGGAUGAGCAUCGAUGAUGUAAGAAUCAUGUUGUUUCUUGAGGUUUGGUCUGAAACUGUAUAUAUACUGAACUUGUUACUUUUCCUUUCCAGGUAUCAGUACCAGAUGAUCUUACUCUCAGGGUCGUGUUCUCAGCUGACAAAAGCACACAUAUCAACAAAACAUUUGCGGAUUUUCUUCACAACGAACACUAUCCUAGUGAAUUCCCUUACAGAUCGAAGGUGCAUCUUAAUUCAUUUUUCUUUAAUAAGUUAUAGUAUCAAACCAAGUGAUGGUGGUGUACUGUCGAGCAAAUUUUGGGUUGCUAAGCAACAUGGGUUCGAAAGCAUUCAUUACACUAUCAUAUAGUCACGCGAAUAUAUGUCUAUUGUUUAGAGUCCAUUUGAAUGCCAGAGAGAGUGUAUAUAUGUGAACUACACCUCUUUUUAAAAGUUAAUCUAGACUCUUCUAUAGGUUUGAGAUACUCCAUGUUAAUAAAAAAAGUUAGUAGUAUUAGGGACAAAAACAACUUAUGUUGGAAGGGAUCUUAAAUUGUCCACUUAUACCAAUUGAUUUUAGUUUUGAAUCUCAUCAAACUUAAUUUUAAUUUUAAUUUGUUUCGAAUUGUUUCAGGUGAUUCUUCUGUUUCAGAAAAUUGAAGGAGUUGAUGUGUGCAUAUUUGCGUUGUUAGUCCAAGAGUUUGGAUCGGAAUGUAGCCAACCAAACAAACGCAGCGUAUACAUCUCUUAUCUCGACUCCGUCAAGUACUUUAGACCCGAGAGAGUAACGUUUUCAGGAGAAGCUCUUCGAACUUUCGUUUAUCAUGAAAUAUUGGUAACAAUCUAUUCCCUUAUUUUUUUCUUUGUUUUAGACCUAAACUGUUAUUGACAUGCGUCUCAUUUAUUUAUUUUCCUUUUUUUAUAUAGAUUGGAUAUCUCGAGUAUUGUAAGUUUCGAGGUUUCACAACGGGUUAUAUAUGGGCGUGUCCACCUCAGAAAGGAGAAGACUUCGUUAUGUACUCUCAUCCUAAGACUCAGCAAACCCCCAGCACUAAGAAGCUUCGUGAAUGGUCAGUCUCUUUUCUUCCUUUUUAUGUUUGGUGAGGAAGUAUUGGAUUUAAACUUAAAAUUAAAAAAAAAAACAUUAUUUUAGGUAUGUGUCAAUGCUGGAUAAAGCCAAGGAGCAGAGCGUGGUGACGAAUGUUACAAACUUGUAUGAUCGGUUCUUCGUUCCGACAUGCAAUAUUACAGCUGCACGGUUGCCUUACUUUGAAGGAUCUUUCUGGUCCUCUAGUGCUGAGCUUCUGAUGAGUCAAGAAACCGAGAGUGAAGUCGAGAAUGUUAAAUCACUUUCUAGAAGAGCACUAAAGGGCAACAAAAUUAAGGACUCCAAUGAUGCUAAAAACAUUCUCCUGAUGCGAAAGGUUGUUAUUCAUAUGCACUUAGAGUUUGAAUAUGGAUACAUUUCAGGGUGUUUAUUUGUUAACUAUUAUGUUUUAUGUAUAGCUUGGAAUACGGAUAUCAAACCAAAAGGAGGAUCUCAUCGUGGUGGACUUGCAUUAUACAUGCACACGCUGCUCGGAGACCAUAUUGUCUGGUUUGAGAUGGUUUUGCAAGAAGUGCAAGGAUCUUCAAUUGUGUCAAAGGUACUCUAUCUCUAUAAGUCAUUUUCAGUGAUAGUAUCUAAUCAUGUCUUCACCAUUAGUUGAAUAUAAAUAAUUCAAAAGUAAGAGUAUAUCAUGUGUUUUUGAAAAAAUCAUUUUUACAUGUAACAUUCACAUAUUAAUUCAAUUGUUUAAAAAUAUAUAUGUAAAUAUAUAACUAAAUACCAUUAUUAUUAUUUUGAGAGAUUCACAUGAUUUCUCACCUCAGUAUCUGUGUUUUUGCAUUUUAUUUUUCACCUAAACCCUUUCUUUUAUGCAAACAGAUGUCAUGAUCUAGAAGAAGAGCUUCCUGGGGAACACACACAUACUAUGAAUGGGGAAGAGAAGCACUCGCUUUCACAGGCCAUUAUGAACAUACAGUCUACAACAGAAGAUAAUGAUGUCAUCCUAGGAAACAACACGUUCGAAAGCAGACAAAUGUUCUUAAGCUUCUCUCAGAAGCAUAACUACAGAUUCGACACUCUUCGACGCGCCAAGAACUCUUCUAUGAUGAUACUUCACCAUCUUCACACUUCAAACAAGCUUCACCAGUCUCAGAUAUCCAGUGGUGCUCUCCUUCAAGUAGUGACCUGCACGGCCUGCCAAAAGGAUGUUUCGACAACGAUUUACUACACUUCUUUGUGCUGUCCAUCUUACCGAGCUUGCACUUCAUGCUAUAGCAAUAGUAAAUACCUUCGUCUGCGUCAUCUCUUCCCCGUAGUCCCUUGUAUUCACGGAAUACCGCCUAGAACUGUAGUGGUGAGUAGCAAGCAGGUUUUAAUAUAUUACUUUCUUUUUCUUUGGUUUAUAUUUUUGACCUUUUUUUAACUACUCAACUUGCAGACUAUGGAGAUACUGCAAGCUUUGUUACAUGCACAUGCAUGCAGACCUACGGCCGCUGGUUCGUGCUCGUACCCUAAAUGCAGUGUUGCCAAAAUAUUAUUCAAUCAUACUGAAGUGUGCGAAAAGCAGCGAGCUUGUAGAACUUGCACCCAUUUUGCGAUGGUAAUACGUAUUCACGCAUACCAUUGCCAAGAUCCCAAUUGCUCCAUACCACGUUGCAGGUAACUUUUACGUUGGUUUAAUUUUUCUUAUUAAUUAUACUCUUCCCGUGCAAGUUGGGAUUUUUAUAUUGAUGCAAACUCUCUUUUGUGUACUUCUCAGUUGUGCGAAAGAGCAGUUCGCUAUGAGAGGUUUGAGGUAAGGCCCAUGGGACGAAUCUGUACAUCCCUUACUGUUGUGAUGAUUGUAGAAGAAAUCGUACAGAUCAGAAAAACCAUUUUUAACAUCGAAACUAUUCAAUCUUGUCCAGUUCUGUCAAGAAUGCUCAUGGUGUUGUUGUCUUUUUAGUUAAGAAAAAAUACUGUUUCAAAACUUUUGCUUGUUGAUCUGUUUUUUUUUUUCAUUUUUGUGUAUGAUAUAUUAUACUAUAUGUCUAUAUAUUUUGGAUAUUGUUUUAUUUUAUAAAUGCUCAAAUUGCUUACAUUAGCGUCAGGGCCGGCUUACAUAGGAGGCAAGCGGUGCGACCGCUCUGAGUCCAAUCCGUUGCCCCCUAUUUCUUAAUAGAUAAGGGUCUGAUUUCUUUAAAAACAUAUGCAUUUUUAUAUCAAGAAUAAAAAACGGGUUCAAUUUUUUUAUAUGAAAGUAUUUUUUUUUAUAAAUUUAUUUUUAAAAAUACUUCUAGUAUUCUAAAAAAAUAUAUCAAUCAAAUUUUUUUUUUUUAAAGUAGUUUGGAAAUUAAAAAAGAAUUUGUCAUAUGGUCCUUGAUACCAUUGAGCCGACUCUGAUUAGUAACGUCACUGAUAGCAUGUAAAAGAAGUUAUGAAAAUAGAACAUGUGGUUCUGAACGUUUUGAAAUACUUAAUAUAAAAGUAAUAAGUCUUGUUUUACAUUCUUUUGAGAAACUAUUGUAUUGCUUUAAUUUUAACAUUCGUAUGUUCAUGAAAAUGACACUUGCUUGGGAUUAAGAGACCCUAAAAGACCCUAAAUGGGUCUCUUAAACCACAUUUAUUAUUAAAAACAAAUUAAGAGACCCUAAAUGGAUUUUUAGGUUAAUGGUGCUCUUACUUGGAAAAGGUGAUAUUUCUGUUCAUUUUCGUGUUUACACAAGAGGAUUCUUCAACCCCCAAGUGACGACGAGAUAGAUUGAAAAAUUGGGAGAGGAAAAAGGGGUUGUGUAGUAGAUAGGCGAUGUCAGUAUGUUAGACCACCUCCAACGGAGGCUUUAACAAAGGUUUCUUAAAAAAAACAAACAAAAAUAAAUAAAAAAUACAUAAAAGAAGAGAACCGCACGUGUUUAUUGCAGGUCUCUUAGGUUAUGGUUCUUAUCGUAAUAUAAGAUAUUGUAUCUUAGGUUUUGACUAAAAAAACUAAGAGACGUCUCUUAGAUCUCUUAUUUAAGAGACGUCUCUUAGCUUUUUAUAGUUAAAAGCUAAGAGAUCGUAUCUUAUAUUACGCUAAGAACCUCAACCUAAAAACCUGCAAUAAACAUGAUCUAUAUGGCACUUUAAGAAACGGUAAGCACCCCAUACGUGUUUAUUGUGUAUUGGGUGAUUCCUUUUAGGUCAAAAGGGGAAAACAUCGUGGUCUCUCUUCGUCGAUGUCUCCGAAGUGCUUUUGCUUCUACAAAUUGAAUCCUCCUUUGGAGAGAGAGAAGAGAAGAUGCAAUCGUCUCAAAGUUAAAAGAAGAAGAUGAGUUCUGAUUUGUAUGCGUCCGGUGUGUUUGAGGUCAAUUCAAUCAUGUCAAAUCGGUGUCGGACGACGUUGUGUCUGAGGUCAAGUCAAUCAGUGUCGAAUCUCUGUUUUUCGCCACCACCGGCGAUGGACUAGGUCUCUACAUAGUCAUCAUCAUCACCCCCUUCCUAGGUAAACAAAGAUCAUCAAGUUUCAGACUUUGGAUUUUAAUCACGUCUCUAUGUGUUGUUUUGUCGGUUUAGUGUUUGUAUCCGCUGUACUAUUACCACCAGAAACAUCCGGUGAACUACUUACUCUUGGGGCUGUUCACUUUGGCUCUGGCAUUUGUCGUUGGAUUGACAUGUGCCUUCACCAAUGGGAAAGUGAUUCUACAGUCAGCGAUCUUGGAUAAGUAUCUAUACAAUAAUCCGGAGACGACGUUGGAUUGGAAGCAGAUGUCUAAGAUCGUCAAAGGAGUUGUGGGGGUACUUUUCUGUCAAGUCUGGUGGAGGCAUCCACGAGUUCUCAGAUUCUCAGUUUGGACAUGUUUUUUUGCAUUUGGGGAAACCAGAGCCAUGGCAAUAGCAAAUCUUGGGUGUGAUGGGUACGAUCUUGAAGAGGUUGAAAUGGUUUUUAAGCUUGGUUUGUUGUGUUCGCACUCGGAUCCUAGGGCCAGACCGAGUAUGAGGCUGGUGUUACAGUAUCUGAGAGGAGACAUGUCAUUGCCAGAACUAACUCCGUUGGAUUUGUCGGCGGGGAAUGGGAUGAACUUGGGAGGGAGAGAGGAGUUUAGCGGUAUAGCCAUGUCGUAUUCUUCCUCAGUGUUUAAUGGGUUUACCGGUGUGUCUUCCAUCACUGAUUCUCUACUUCUGGUGGGAGGUGAUUGACGAUGGUACAACAUUAGCAGCGUAUGAUGAUGCUCUUUGCUUUAUUUAUUUAUAUGCUUAUGAAUAGGGAUCAUGUAUAUACAGUUUUGCCUUGUAUGGAGAUGUAAGAUUUUCUUACAAAUUUUUUAUUAAAUUUAAGAUUAUGAUUGUGAUAAAAAAAGAGUCAGCGAUCUUGACAACGGUUGUGGUGCUUUCCCUCACCGUGUACACCUUCUGGGCUGCUAAGAGAGGAUAUGACUUCAACUUCCUCGGACCAUUAUUGUUCGGUGCUCUCAUCGUGCUCAUUAUCUUUGCCAUGAUACAAGUAACGCCACUUACUCCGAACUCUAUGCCAUAGGAAUUACAGAGAGUGAGAGAGUUUUAGGCUUAGCUAGUGAAAUGUAGUAGCGUUUUGGUUGUAUUUUCAGCUACAAGUAAGAAACUUGCACCUCGCGCAUUAUCCUAUUGAAUGUGGUACCAUUCUUUCUAGGCUAAGAAGUUAGAAACCAUACAUCAACAAUAUGAUGAGCAUUCGAAAUCGAAUUCGUGAUAAAAUCAUACAUCAACAAUUGAAAGUUGAUUUGGUUGAGAAUAUAUGGCAAAAAUUUGGGACAAAUAAAGAUUUCAAUUAAUCGGUUUUUUCUCGUUUAUGUUUUUCUUUCAUGUUUGUUUAAAAUUUUUAAUUAUAAAUUUGUAUUUCUAUUUUUAAUAUGUUUUUAUGUCAUAGUUGUUUAAAUUUUAUGAAAUCCAAUAAUUUAUAAGUUUUUUAAAAUUUAAAUUUAAUAAUUCACCUUCUAAAAAAAAAAAAAUUAAGAACCUCAAAUGAGUUCUCCCAUUAAACCUUCACAAAACUAAUUAUAUUAACAAGAGUUCUUAAUUUCAUAAAGUACACACUUAAUAAUUAAACUAAUGGUUAGAAUCCAUCAAGGGCUCUAACUAUUAAACAUGCUCUUAUGGUGGUCAUUCACCGAAGCUCUUUCCAAUUAAAGAAAAAACAAAAAAAAUUAAAAAGUAGAAACAAUGAAGAAAAUACACAUAAAGGCUCAUAGAUCACCUUUAACCCCGACUUUUAAAGGGUUUUAAAGGGUGUGGGCCUCACAAAAAAUUAAAAUCCACAUCUUCUUCCUCUUCUGCCGGAAACGAGUUUGGUGGAAUUUUUGUACUGUUCGCAGGUUCCACUGACACGUGAAAACCCCAAUUGAUCCGUUUUUAAUUUUUUUUAAAAAAUUGGAAAAAAACAAAAAAACCUAAGAAUCCACGCCUCCUCUAGCGUUAAUCAUGCUCUUGGGACACGUGCAGCGGCUCGUCUCUCGUCACGUCUCUCACGUUAAAAUAAUAGUUAGAAAUAAGAAACAGUGAAAAUUAGAGGAAAGAGGCGAAAGAUCGCUUGGUCUUGGAGAGAUGUGCGUUUCUUAUAAGAAACCAUAUAAGAAACCAAAGAACACAGCUGUUAACUUUUAAGUGGAUGAUACCUUUAACAAGCUAAACUAUGUUUUAAGAGAAUUGGGAGAGUUUCUUACCGAUGCUGAUUGCCUAUGCUUAGUUGUUAUGCUGUGAUUGGUUUUUAUUUAUUUAUUUAAUUAAAAAAUUAAAUUUUAAUUAGUUGAGAAACUCUUGGGAAGAGCUUAAGCAUAAGCAUGAUUAUUGGAGGGUUUUUAAGAUGAGAUUUUUAUCGGAAUAUAAGAAUCCGUCUCUUAACUUUUUACUAAAAAAGCUAAGAACCAGUUCUUAAAUAAAAGUUUUAAAAGCCGGUUCUUAACAUUUUUAGUUAAAAGUUAAGAGACGGAUUCUUAUAUUCCGCUAAAAACCCCACUCUAAAAACCCCCAAUACCCCAAUAAUCAUGCUCUACUGAUGCAAAUCUUCCUACUCGUUUUUGUCUUUGAUUGAUAUUCACUUCAUUACCGGUGACUGCAAAUCUUCCAUCUACCUAAUCUAGAAGGUGUCAUUUCAUCUUCGAGGCUUUAUUUGACAGGAAAUAGAAAGAAGAUAGGUUUCGCUCUGUGGUUACAAGGAGAGACAACUCUCAUAAAAUCAAAAUAAUCAUAUCAUAAAACAGACCCAGAAGAAUUGAGAAUUAUAUGUUCCUUUAUUAGUCCAGUUGGUAAAACCAUCACAAAAGUCUCUUUGAGAUAAGGGGUUCGAGCAGCUUAGGCCACUUUAAAAAAUUUAUCCCUUCAAAAAAAAAAAGAAUUGAGAAUUAUCUUCUUAGCUAGAUAGUAACUAAGUGGUAAAAAGCU